GUGUAUUCCCCAUCCUGGCACAUUAGUCAGCCUAUUGGGAGUACCCUACCACUGUCAAUGCAAUGUUUCACUGUGGCCACCAGAGGUCCCUUGCUGAGUUUACAGAGAGGAUUCUGAAGCAGUUCUGCAUGCUUUCCUGUCCAGUUACCCCGGUUCAUAUCCAACGUUAAACUGCAACCCAGCAACCUGCUACAUACCUGGGAGACGGAGCUCUUCUACAUCUCUACAGCACAGCCAUGGCCACCACAGAAACAAUGUUCACAGACCGAAGUGACUUUGAUUAUGAUUAUGAGACAUUGCGGACCACGGGGGUGGUCCUUGCUGUAGUCAUGUUUUUCUCUGGCAUUUUAAUAGCCCUCAUUCCAGCUCAUCUGGAAGCCAACUUCCACCAAAGACAGAGGUGCCUCCUCAAACUGUAUAGAAAAACUUUUAUACACUCGAAAGGGAGGAAGGCGAUACAGGAGCCACGGCAGAAAAUACAUACCCAGACACACCAGUUGUAUAGCAAUCCCUGGCUAAUAUACUUCUGCCAGCUGGAUGAGCAAUAAACAGGGUUUUCCAAUGCAUCCUUACCUGGUUUCUUUAAGUCUCCAAAUGUUUUCUGUAGAAAUUCUCAAAAUAAGGGGGUGAAAUAUCUAUCUACAGAUUUCUCAGAAUUGUGUGAGUGUUGAAAUUAAAAUAAAAAAAUAUAGUAAAACAAAUGCUCCCAACCAGGCGAUUUGAUAUGGUACUUUUAAUUUAAGAAAUGCAACACUUGUUGUAUCUCUUCCUUACAUGUUACUCCUGUAAAACAAUUAACUUAAGAGCAUGAUGGAAUAUUUAUAUACAAAAUCUGCAGCUCGAAACAAAGAGUAGCAUGCGUUGAUCAAUCGUAACAAUUGUCUUUUGCCUUUAUUUGUCUUUAUUUCUGUUGAUAUCUACUUGUUUAGCAUGGCAGAGUAAUGAAAA
Molecule: messenger RNA, 948 nt
Organism: Etheostoma cragini (Arkansas darter)
Lineage: Eukaryota; Metazoa; Chordata; Actinopteri; Perciformes; Percidae
Product: FXYD domain-containing ion transport regulator 6-like
Exons: 5
Coding region: 237-548 (103 amino acids)
Biological process (GO): regulation of sodium ion transmembrane transporter activity
Cellular component (GO): membrane
Molecular function (GO): sodium channel regulator activity
Source: RefSeq, a predicted model, not a curated record